Messenger RNA from Andrographis paniculata, 1215 nucleotides. Its product is annotated as RING-H2 finger protein ATL39-like. NCBI's taxonomy places the organism in Eukaryota, Viridiplantae, Streptophyta, Magnoliopsida, Lamiales, Acanthaceae. The record is from RefSeq and is a predicted model, not a curated record. The coding region runs from base 149 to 844 and encodes 231 amino acids. The transcript is spliced from 2 exons.
UCAUAAUUCAUAUAUAUAUAUAUAUAUAUAUUUAUUUAUAUUUAUACAAACUUCAUCUUGAUCAUCGAUUAUCCAUCGAAUUUCUUGAAGAAAUUUAAACAAUCGAUAAUUUAAUUUAGUUAUUCUAUCAGAGAUCUCGCCAUCAUCAAUGGAGGAUAAUUCUGCAAAAUCAAAAGACGACCGUCUGAGCGAGCUUAUGGGGAAGAUAAUGGUGAUCGGACUCGUCACCGUCGUCUUCCUCGCGAUUUUCAUCGUCGGUAUUAGACUGAUCGUCUGCCGCCUCUUCCCGCGGCGGCGACGCCAAAACACCGCCGGCGCCGCCACUCGCCGCAGAGCGGAAACAUCUGCGGUGUGGCCACACGGCCUAAACCCUAGCCGCCUGAAAACCCUUCCCGUCGCCGUCGUCCGCGGCGGAGAAUUCGACGGCGGAGACGGCGGAGUAUUGGAAUGCGCGGUGUGUUUGAACGAGAUCUCCGCCGGAGAGACGGCGAGGUUUCUACCGGAGUGCCGCCAUGGCUUCCACGUCCCCUGCAUCGACACGUGGCUCCUGUCGAAUUCCACUUGCCCUAUCUGCCGGAACCCUAUAUCAGAUCGGGAUUCUCCGGCCCCCGGAGUAGAUAGUCGACGGGAGUCGGCCGGCGACGGCUCGCCGGAGAUUGAUAUUCCUGGACAGGUGACGGCGGAUCAGCGGCGAGAGGGAGACGAUGAUGACGACGAUCGGACGUCGCCAUUUUUAGAAAGACUCAGGUCGAUUAAUAGGCUCUUCAAUGGCGGCGCUGCCGCCGGCAAUGCAUCGGCGAAACAUAAUCCUUCCGGUUCGGACAUUGAACGAGGACACACAUAAACCAGGCCCCGCUGUCACAAAUUACGAUGUAGGUUCGAUCACUUGGACCGACCUUGAGCCAACAACCUUCCUAAGUGCAAUGGAAGUUGCUAGCCCAGGCUAUGGGUCAUUUUGAUCACCCAUUAACCCCAUCCAGGUAAGUAAGUAAUUAAGCCCCACCACGCCUCAAUUUAUAGACCUGUGUGCCAUAGAAGUUCCUUCUACUUUCCGAUGUGGGACACUGCAUCAACUUAUUUUACAAGCUGCUCUGAGCUGACCUCUCUUCUAUUGGGCCUUCGCAUUUUGAAAUUUUUCCAGGUAGAAAAUAUUAAAAUACCUAUCGGAAUUAUAUUUAUAAUUAGGCUUCUUAUUUAAAUGUGUGAUUAAAAUUU